UCACCUGAACUUGCACCUUGAGCUGUUACCUACUCUUCUUCCAUUCUCCACCGAGUGAAGCUGUAAUGUGGAAUAUUGAGCAAAACACUUUAACAGAUCUUGAGCUCGACGCCCACGACCCAUCAUUCAACGCGAUCUUGGAUGCAGACCAAAGUGUCGUAACAACUGUGGACAGUACUCAAUUUCCUACUCCAGAACGAACCGAAUCAACAAGUGUUGAGACCACUCAUGCAGUUGAACUCACUACGCCGGACGCACCAUUGUUCUCGUCCUCGGUUGGAGAUGCUUCUGCCUCUUCUACUGCUGCCGCUGAGGCCCAAACAGAAGAAGAGCCAACAGCAACAGCAGCAACAACGGAUUAUGUUGGCCGGAAGCGCGCUCGCCAGGCCGGAGUUCCGGGACAUACAGACGACUCUUAUGAGAAUGGCGCCAAUACGGGCCAGUCAGAAAACCAGAGCACAGCGUGUUUAUUGGAGGGAAAAAACCCAAAACGAAUGGAAACAGAAGAAUUAGCGACAUUUUAUUCAAAUCAGCAAGGGCAAAACCAACUAGCAGCUCAAGAGACAGCGGGUGCACCUGUGGUGAAAGAAGAACACACCGAGAAUGCUUGUGAACGCAAAUCUUUCGUCGAGUCACCACCAGCGUCACAAGAAACACACCCCACUGCAAUCGAUACCUCAGAAACUCAACCAAGUGCGCAACGGACACUAAACGAACAACCAUCAACAUCAGCAUCGCUGCCACUAGUCAGAAAGCGUGCUCGAGAGAAUGACAGUGGCGUAACUGAACAACCAAACACAGAGUUGCCACCGGAGCAGUCGUCGCCAAAGCGUACGAAAACAAAUGAAGUUGCAGCAUCAUCUUUGACGCACCAAGAACAACAGCAGCAGCAACAACAACAACAACAACCGCAAACAGCAGCGUCUUCCGCUUUAUCGUCAAGACACCAAGGAGGUCAGCAGCAACCAAUACCACAACAGCAAAGUCGAGCCUCUGUAGGACCUUCAUCACAACUUCAGGAGCAACAAAAUCAAACCUCUACAGGAUCAUCAAGACAUCAAGAACAACAGCAGCGGCAAGAGCUACAAGCGCAAGCGCCGGUCCGGGUUCCCGAAGGAGUAGAAGGUGACCUGCUUUGCCCCUACAGAGGCUGCAAUAGAAGCUAUAGCAAUGCUCAGGAAAGAAGAUUCUUCAGCCACCUCAAGAAAAGACAUGGUGCCGUUAUUCCGCGUAUUCACCACCGCAAUGAAGAACAAUUUGAGAAAAUUUACAAGAAUCGAUUCGGAACAGAGCUGAACUUCCAACGAUACGCAGGUGUACCAAGAACUUUAUUGGAUGAAGGAGACCCAAUCACAGUAGAAACAGUUCCCAUUCCCAGAGCACGUGCAGGUCGUCGCGCAGUACGAGGCGACAAUACUAUUAGUGUAACUUUUUCUUUUUAGUCCUCUGUAAAAAAAAUCCAUCUCAUCAUAAGCGAACCGACAACAGCUUCAAGUAGUUAACAUAGGCUUAAAAAGCAUCUGGUGAGUGUUUGAUAAUUACACAGGACUUAAAUGUAGCAGAUCUCUAAGAAUAGCUAUCAUAUAAACGAUGACUAUACUGU
Molecule: messenger RNA, 1603 nt
Organism: Zychaea mexicana
Lineage: Eukaryota; Fungi; Mucoromycota; Mucoromycetes; Mucorales; Lichtheimiaceae
Exons: 9
Coding region: 66-1442 (458 amino acids)
Source: RefSeq, a predicted model, not a curated record